AUGAUCCCUAAGAAACACACCAUUGGUCGACGCAUCGCAGUGCGCAGCUACCUGGACCGCAACCGCACCGAGCUUUCCGAUCGAACCUUUAUGCCGCAGAAGGCCUGGUUUGAGCCGUACCACCUUUCAAAGGACUUCGAGCGCAACCAUGAGCGCCUCAGCUACAACUUCUACAACCUAGAGACCAAAAUUAUCUGGAGAGCGUUUGACGCCCCCGAGCUGAUCGGCAUGCUUCUGCACGAUGAGAAUAUCAAGGGCAAUCGACAUAUUUACGACAAGGCAUUUCUAGACUCUGCCCUUCACUUCACACAAGAGGCCCGCUACUGGCGGUGUAUCGGGAUCACAAAGCCCUUUUAUGAUAAGAACACCCUUCGGGCGCACUGCUGGGACGAUGACGGCCUCCAGGUGGGCACUUUAGUCUUAUCACAGGCGAUGCGGCAUGCCCUCAUGGAUCUCGAGCGUGCGGUGCGGCGGAAAGAGCUUGGCCUUGAUCCAAACUAUCUGUGGGACCGAUGGGGCCCUAUCGGGUUCAUUGACGGCAUUCAAAACGAUUACCUGCCGCGCUUUGCGCACAAGCCCUAUAUUGACCCGGACGGCGUGGAUAUCACGGAGCUUGAUGUGAUGCCCUUUAACACCCACGAACAGAUUAAAGAGCGCUACGGUGAUUUCAUUUACCCCGACACUACGCCUUUUGAAGGUAUCUUUAUGGCGCCGAGUCAUGGCUCGCUCUUGCUGGACGAUGUCCCGAACAAGGAGGCCGCCGCAUUGUACAAGGAGAUGAAAGCGAGCCAGGGCAUACCGGUUGUCGCGGAUACGGCGAUGAUUUCUCCGACCGACCUCCGCAUCCUUUUCUUUUUGAGCGCCGAUCCUCAGUGGCUCAACGCCGCUAAGAGCAAGCUCUCGUGGGAUGAGGUAUGUGCACUACUGCAGCCGACUCUGGAGGAAUGUAAUGAGAAAAUCGAGGCCGCGCGGAUGCUGCAGAACCACCGCCACAACCCCGAGCGCGUUUGUGCCUUCUACGAGGAGAAGUGCGGCUUCCACGACUUCAUGUACACCCCGGAUAAGACCAUCACAGCCGCCGUGUUGUGCUACCUAAUGGAGCUACGCCGGCUAUGCUUGGAGGUGCCCUGGGGGGCCGACCUUGCUCGCUGCCUCACCAACUUUGAGCGAGUACAGGUCAUGGGUCGAGAUGCAUUCGUAGUGUAUCGUCUUAUUGAGGAUACAAUUCUAGAUAAGAAGCGUCGCCUAUGGGCCGCACGCUUCACGGGCAAGGCUCAUGAGGAAAGCACACUGGACUACCUACUUGAGAACUUCGGCCGCCGCCCAGAGAGGCAAAGGAACGUUGGCACGACAGGCGUUGAGUUCGACCGGGAGCAGGAACCUAUCGGAAGGCAAGUGCAGCGUCGUGUAAUUGAGGUGGACAAGGCGAACAAGUUGUCUGAAAUACGUCGCAAUCGUGGGAAGAUGUGGUCCAACAAAAAGAGUGUUUUUGAUUCCUUGCACAGAAAGCAGCUUCAAAACUUUAGCUAUGGUGUGCGAUGA
Messenger RNA from Phytomonas sp. Hart1, 1542 nucleotides. The record is from the annotation of a GenBank genome assembly. NCBI's taxonomy places the organism in Eukaryota, Euglenozoa, Kinetoplastea, Trypanosomatida, Trypanosomatidae.